GCCUCACUUCCAAAGCACGUGCAACACGCCAUGGGGCAACAGCACUCCGCGCCCGGAGUUUCGCUGCAGCGUUUGCCGGGGGAAGGACCCGAAGAGCCGGUCACGGGGUACUUGCUGCGUCAGCGCGGGUGGCGCUGGGAGUGGCAGAAGGUCCUCGCAGACGGCCGGCGCUUCUACACUUUCUCCUGGCCCCGGGGCAAACCGCGGGACUCCAUCCCCCUGCCGGACAUCCUCAAGGUGGAAAGCCUCCUUCUAGUGGACUCCCGUGCCUUUGCGAUUCCGCCCGGGGCGCGUCCCGAGAAGCCCAGGCACCUGGGCAACGUCGCGGGCUUUGCGCUGGUGCUCCGGGAUGGCCAGGAGCUCGUGUUCUGCGCCUCCGGGGCACAGCAGCGCAGUGCCUGGAUCGCUGCGGUGGAGGAGAUGAGGCAAGCACGGCAAGAUGUGCGGCAGAUGCCGGAGGUCCAAAUCACGGCCCCCGUGCCAGCCAGAGGCAAAGGCCGCGGCAAGGGGAAGGCCCCACCGCCGCCAAAGGCCAAAGCCAAGGCGCCGGCCAAAGCCAAGCCCCGAGCCAAGAUCCACGGGCUCUUGGAGAGCCGGCCGGUCCAAGACGCGGCAAACACCAUCUUCGGCGCCGAGGAUCGCAACGAAUCACCUGACCUCGCCCCCCUGCUCGACGAGUUCGCCAAGCGCACGGAAGCAGAGCGGCGGCAGCCUUUGGAGCGGCCACGCCGGCAGGAGGAGGUUCAGCUGAUCCUGGAUCGCCAAUUUGCCCAGAACUUGGCCAUCGCCAUGGUGCGGGUGAACGUGCACCAGCUCGCAGAUGCUGCAAGGGCCAUGUCGCCCCGACAUGCCAGGUUCGAAGAGCCGCGGGACUGGGAUCAGGCGGAGAACUUGGUGGAGACCUUGGCCUCCCGGGAGCAAGACGUGAUUGAGAAGAUCGACAACUACACGCAGGAGGGCAAAGAUCCCUGCAAGCUGCGGAACAUUGAACAGAAGUUGGUGCCCUUGGCUUCAAUUCCACGAGUCGUCACUCGGCUCCAGCUCAUCCUCCUCGCUCAGAGCCUGGGUAGCCGCAUGGAUGCUGCCAGGAGCAAGCUGGAGCUUUUGGUCGGCACUGCGCUGGAGCUGAAGAACUGCGCGCUCAUGCGGGAUGUGGUGAAGAUCAUCCAGGAGACUCUCAAGUGGAACGAGGCGCCCGGCGCAGCCACCUUCCAAAGGACGCGGGUCUUCCCGGUGGGCAAGCAACUGGAGCGCCUGAACACGCUGAAGCCGACCGGAGACUUGCUGCCCAAAAGGUUCCCGCGCUACACCUACGUUCACCUGCUGGCAGAGGUGAUGAUCUUCAAGCAGGGCAUGCCUUUGCCGGAGGAUCCCUUCGCAGAAGCUGUUCCAGCCCUGGACCGCGCCACGAAGGCCAACCCGGAGCUUGCCUACGAGGAACUGCAGAAGAUCCAGGAGAAGCAGAAGCUUGUGGCCGCAGAGUUGCAGACCCAUGCAGACUCCUACUCGCAAGUUCAGGUGGAAGCUGUCGAAUCUCCAGAGGUAUUCCACAUUAUGACCGACGGCACCGCUAGCGCCGGCGUCAUUCACUUGGAGGAUGCGGAUCGUGGCGGACGAGAGACCCUCACGCCUCCUGCCUGGGGCAAUGAGCCUGAGGUGCCAGCGCCGCGGCACGCGAAGCUCCAGCGGCUGCAGUUCCAGCCCAGCGGGACCUACCUGCGGGGUUGCGAUCCAAGCGACGGCGAGAGGCCCGGUGAAAGCCUUUGGCUUCUGCAACCGCGUGGGUGGCGCAAGCCUGUAUGGCUGAGGUGCCAGGCCACGCUGCGCGCGAGGCACCUGGUGCUUCAAGAGGAGGCCCAGGAGGCAGCCUUCCCGCUGCCCGGGGCAGAGGCCCUGGAGCUGAGUUCCAUUCUGGCCUCAUCCGUCGCCAAGUGGUUGGCCUCGCUGGGCCUGCAUGGUAUGGAACUGCUCUCGGAGGGCGGGGGGCACACGCUGCUCCUGCUGGACACAGCUGAGGCCGCCCGCUCCUGGGUUCAGCGCCUGAACCGGGAAGCGGAGCGGACAGGCGCGGGUUGGCUGGUGAUGGCGGAUGUCAUGGGCCGGCAUCGCGCUGAGCAGGUUUGGGCCGUUGUGGAGGAGGAGCGGAAACAGUUGCUGUGCUUCGACAACCCGCUGGACUAUGCGGCGGGCCGGCCAGCAAGGACCACGUUCUUCCUGCACCGGGACGCCCUGCAGAUUGUGGACGACAUGCACCCGGCCUCCGAGGAUGUGAGCUCAGCCAUCGAAAGGCUCAGGCGCGAAUCCUCGGAGCUGGCCUUUGUGGUAAAGGAGGAGCCGGAGCUGCGAUUGUCCAUGGGCGCCCCUGACAGCUGCGCCCAUUGGAGCGCCUUCGGCGUGGCCUUCGCCCCGGCCUUGAGGCGGUGGCUGGAGAAGUUGCAGACCAUGGCGAGGGCGGGGCAUUUGCGGAAGAGCUAUGGCGGGGCCCUGGACUUUGAGGCACCGCGGCUUUCCUGGAUGGAAGCAGAGGCUGAGGAGGUUGCAGCGCUCUCUCCCAAGAGCGAAGGAGGCGCAUUGGCCGCAAAGGAGGGCGAGGAGGUUGAGGAUCCUUUCGCCACCUGGGCGCGGCUUCGGCCCAGCUUCUGCCUGGCACUGCAGCAGGCGGUGGACGCGCAAGCGCAGAAGCAGCGGGAGAUGGCAAAGAACCACUCCAGGAUCGAAGAUCAAGAUGGAGAGGACGGCGACGAUCCGUCAUGCGAGGAGGAGGAUCCCGGCAGCGAGGACACAGAUGCCAGCGACGAGGAAGACGACGCGCUGACGCGUCUGAAGCGUUUGGAGCUACGCCUCCAAAAGAGCCAGGGCCGUUUGCGGCAGGCAUUGCGCAAGGGAGAACGGGACGCCGUAGAGAUCUUGUGCUUCUUCGGGGAGAUGACUGCGAAGCGGAGGAAUGCGCUCUCAGCUCUGCAGGAGUUCCUUGGCAAUAUCCGUGCCUUUGCCAAGCACUUUGCCUGCGCAGUCCGCGAGGUGCGGAAGCACCACGGCCCUGGGCGCCGGCCCCGCAGCGAUUCCUUGGCGCGGCGCAUCGGCGAGGCCGACGGCAGACCCGGGCGCAGCAGCAGCACCGGCGCCAGCCGUAGGGACCAGCCGCGCCGCGUCAUGCGCACCAAGACACGCCCCUUGGAGCAGCAUCCGGUGCUCCUCAACAACCAGGAGAUCAAGGCGGAGCUUCUGGCGCCCAUUGAGCCAGGAAGCGACCCCUUCAAGCGCGCAAGACAGGAGCCAGCAGCGGCUGUGUGACACGAUGCCAGCUGCCGACUCCGAAUUCGCAUUCGGUCAUGACGCAGGGGAGUUAUCAAAGAACG
Messenger RNA from Effrenium voratum, 3359 nucleotides. NCBI's taxonomy places the organism in Eukaryota, Dinophyceae, Suessiales, Symbiodiniaceae. The record is from the annotation of a GenBank genome assembly.